AUGGCACCUGGCCGCGUUACCGUACGUCUGAACCCCGGCUGUUCUGACGGUGAUCCAUUGCACGUCCCCCCGCCAGGUGCCUACACCCACGUCAGCCCGCCCACGCUAUACCUGGAGAAGAUAGCGCAGGCAUGGAUGGAGCAACGUGGAGAGGCGCAUCCGGGCGUGCAAUAUAUUCUCGAAGCUCUCCCUGCAGGCUACACCAUGUGGCAUAGGCCCCGCCCAUCUGACCCCAAGUGUGUCGACAAGUAUCUGUUUGGACAUCCCAGCCACAAGCGCUUCGACUCACCCAACAGGUUUUUUCCGCACUUCCACUACUUGAUGAACAACGCCGGCAACAGCAUAGGAUGUCCCUGCACCGUCUGCCGAGGUAACUCGGGGCUCCUUCCUCGCGCUUCGCCCAACAGCUCUUGCGUCCGAAGCUCUGGUACGGCCUCGAGACGUUCAUCCACCGCGUCCGCACCUCUCCCACGUCGCCCUAACAGUGACCAUCGUGCACAGCUAGCCCCGGCCGUACCUGUACGUCCCAUGGCCCAGGGACGACCGAAGAAGCUCAGCCCAGGCUUAGAUAUUGGCAAUGUCGAUCAGGAUGGGACACCUGAUGUCUACCGAAACUUAAUUGACAAGCUUCGGAGCCACAAUUACGUUGAUCAGGCGAUCCAGGAGCCCUUGAGCCCCGACUGGCGAGCAGAGCAGGACAGCCUACCCAAGCUACUCCACACGCUCAAAUCUCAAGACCAAUGGGUUCCGCGAAACGGUGACAUUGUCUUGUUCGUUCGCAACUUGCCAGAUGGACUCACCCUAGCUCGAAAUGAUGUCACCGACGAGGUGCAGUUGUAUGAUGCGCACAAUAACAGGUUUCUCCAUACUCCACAGUGGGAGGCUGGUCUAGUCACACAGGCCGCUCCAGGACCAGCAAUUACUGACAUCUCAGAGCCAAACACGAAUCUAAGUGUGUCACGCUCUGGUCUGAAAGUGGAGCCGGUCCCUAACCCAAACAACCCCGACAAAACCUUGUCGAAGCGAUACAAGCAUGUCUCGUUGCGACAAGCCCGCCCUUUCUUCCUAUGGCAAGAGCUACUACAUAGUGACCAAGACCAAUGGCAUCCAAGCAUCAAGAACGCUCUUGCGCUGACCUCGACCCUUUCGCUCAUGGGCAAGCAUCGCUUCCGAGGCACAUGGCCCAAUGCGACCAUAUACUGUCAUGGCAUCUUCAUCGGGCCAGAGAUGCUGGUAAUUGGCGACACUGUCCGCCUUCUCCCAAGCACCAGGCUAGGCCAGGCCGUCUGUACCGACAUUCUGAGUAUCCGGUCUAUUCGGCUGAAGUGGUCAAGCUUGGACAAGGCUUCGAACAACGAUUACGACCAGGGACGUCCAUACAAUUCCGAGAUCAUGAUAUAUGGUUCGGCUUAUACCAGCGAUGCCUCUAGGUCGAACCAUCAAUGGGCGUCCGAUCAAGACGUCGAGUCUCCCAAGGCAGCUGACGGCUAUGGGUCCUUCUAUCCUCUUCAUCCGCCAGACAAGGAGCUUGCUGUCCCAUACGCUCGCGUCGUAGGCCGCUUGUAUGAGCGCAGUGCCAUGGAGCACUUUCUCGGCCCCGGUUCUGACGAUCUUCUGAACCUUGAUCUUGGUCGAGAAGCUUUGAUCGAGGCGCGCGCCUUUUCACGGAAGAACGAUGAACGUAUCGCACAAUCUCCCAAUGCCACCUGGUACUGGGGAGACAACCGGGCUGACGCACUGAGCCUCCGCACCCUCAACGGCCUCGACGUUUCCAAAUUCGACCCCGAGCGUGAUGUCAAAACACUUCGCAAGCAAUACCGGAUUAUCGAUGGUGCAGACGAUGGUGCACAGGAUGGAGAUUCAAAGGCUGCCUUGGACAACGCAUCCUGUGGAAGAGGACUGCGCCGCUUCAUGGCCCCCGCACUGCCAGCCCAGACAACCACGCAUACAUCAAGCGCCAAACAAGAUUCCAGUUCUGCUUCUAUACCUAGUGAUGAUGGCCCCCUAAUCACAAGUAAGAAGAGGCCUUACGUUAUUGACCUGGACGGCGACGGAUCUGACGACGAGAUCCGGCAGCAUACUCGAAUCGUCGAUGACCGAGAUCUCCCAAAGAAGAAGGCAAAAGUAUUUGUCGUCAUUGACUGA
Molecule: messenger RNA, 2145 nt
Organism: Exserohilum turcica Et28A
Lineage: Eukaryota; Fungi; Ascomycota; Dothideomycetes; Pleosporales; Pleosporaceae
Exons: 1
Coding region: 1-2145 (714 amino acids)
Biological process (GO): silent mating-type cassette heterochromatin formation
Cellular component (GO): SHREC complex; rDNA heterochromatin
Source: RefSeq, a predicted model, not a curated record